ACAAAUGGAAUACUCAGAGUGGGUGGGAGACUAAGACGAGCACAGUUGACGUCGGAUGAAACAAAUCCUAUCCUCGUCCCAUCUAAACACCACCUGUCCCAGCUCAUUAUAAGACACUUCCAUGUGAAAGUAUGCCAUCAGGGCAGACAUUUUACCGAAGGGGCAGUUAUAGCUGCAGGCUUUUGGAUUGUGGGAGGGAAAAAAGCAAUAAGCAAAAUGAUAUUCAGCUUUGUGACCUGUCAAAAACCAAGAGGAAGCCAGCAGGAACAGAUUAUGGCUGAGCUACCAGAGGAUAGGCUGUCCACUGACCCUCCCUUCACACAUGUAGGGCUUGAUGUGUUCGGGCCCUGGCCUGUCACUGUCAGAAAAACGCGUGGUGGGCAAGCAGAUGCAAAGCGAUAGGAAGUCAUAUUUAUGUGCAUGAGCACACGGGCCAUUCAUAUUGAAGUUAUAGAAUCAAUGGACACGUCGUCAUUCAUCAAUGCCCUGCGUCGUUUUUUUGCUAUCAGAGGUGCAGUCAAACUUCUUAGGUCCGAUUGUGGGACAAAUUUUGUGAGUGCCUGCAAAGAGCUGCAUAUAGACAAACAGGGCUGCUACAACAGCAAACUAAAUAGCUUUCUGGAGGACUCUGGCUGCAAGGGGCUUUUCAACCCCCCACAUGCGUUGCACAUGGCUAGCUCCUGGGAGCGCAUGAUUAGGGUCACGCGCAAAAUCCUUGAUGCAAUGCUCCUGGAACACAGGAAUGCAAAACUUACCCACGAAAUACUGGUGACCUUAAUGGCUGAAGUCACUGCAAUAGUGAAUGCUCGUCCGUUAACAGCAGUGUCUGCAGAUCCAGAUAACCCAGUCAUCCUGACCCCUGCCAUGCUGCUCACGCAAAAGGUUACGACCCCACCAAUCCCACCAGGUCAGUUUGGAAACAGUGAUCUGUUCAAAGCUCAAUGGAGGCCCGUUCAAUACCUCGCUAAUGCUUUCUGGAGACAAUGGAAAAAAGAACACAUCUCGGGACUUCAGGACCGCCGCAAAUGGAAAACAGUGAAGCCUAACCUACAAACAGGAGAUGUUGUUCUUUUAAAAGAGACACUCGAACAUAGGAACAACUGGCCACUUGGACUCAUCACCAAAAUCUUUCCCAGUGAGGAUGGGCUUGUAAGGAAAAUAGAGGUGAAGAUUUUCUGCAAGGGCGAACACAGGUGUUACAUAAGGCCUAUUAGUGAGGUUGUGCUAUUGGUGUCUAAGGAUUGUACUUAAAAGCAGAAACUUUGUGUCACUGUAUUUUACUUGCUUUGUUUUGUGCCAGUUGAGAAUGACAUUCCACGGAUGUCAGGCGGGGACUGCCCCCUCUGUUGUCGCUUUAUUGAGUUUCUUUGGCUGGGGCAUUUCUCAGUUUUCCCACCAGUGGGCAGUAUUACCCCUUGAGGUUUGUUGCUUUUUCUUUGGUUGUUUGGUGUGCGCUACACUGUCCCCUUUGGGGAUGUGUUGUAAGCAGCAGGAAAAGUUCACUCAGGCAGUGUGAGAGAAUGCGUGGAGCAGAAAACAACCCGCGCAACUUUGAGCCCAGUUUACGUCGUCGGGGAGUUUGUUGAACCAUAAUCUGUUCACUUUUAAAGUAUCUGGGAGAACCUGCAGCUGAAUCGUCUGUCCAGCAUCAGCAAAGCACCUCAGCUUCUCUGCUUUCCUCAGAGCAUGCUGCUCCUCUGGCAAGCCCCCUAGCCUCCCUGCCACUAACUGCUGCACCUGGUUGUUCAGGUGAGUGCAUUCUGCUCAUAUUGACAGCAACAUUUAUUCCACUGUUGUCUUUUUCUGAUUAAUGUGAAGAUCAUGUAACAUAUUUUUUCAUAAAUAUCCUGUCCUUUUUUAUUCAUAGAAAGAAUGAUGUAUUCCAAAAAAUAUAUCAGGCUACAAUUUGUGCUGCAUUCACACCUCUUCAGCACUCCUUUAAAGGAGUCUCAGUCGUUAUUCACAUGACAUCCAUCUGUAUAUGAUAAUAUCCAAACCUGUGUAUUGCUCUGUGUAUAAGCUCAACGCUACCGGUGACCGUAGCUUUAGCAUAUCUUCGAUCAACAAUCAAUGGUCUGGCAAUAAUCAGUAUUAACUAUGAGGUUGGGGGUCAGAUUUCAUAUGAUGAUGUCAUUGAUGACUGCAGCAAGAAAGUCCAGAAGGAUUUCACUGUAAAAUAUGACUGUGAUUUACAAAAUAAAACAAAGUAGAAAUCUUCCAAUCAGGGUUAAUUUGCAAAUUGCAUCUUUUUAAUUUGUUAAUUAUUAUUUUUGUUAUUUAUUUAUUUAUUUACAUAUGAUAACAUUCUUUGUGAUAAUAAUUUGCACAAAAUAUUGUAGCUUUCUGAUAGUUGUUGAUUAUAUUUUGAGAUUCUUGAGCGUAUACAUUUAUCCUGGCAGCUGCUGUGUUUGUAAUGAAGAUGGUGCACUACUUUACUGUUAAAAAAUGAGAAAAAAUAUAUUUUGUUCUUGGUGUUCAGUUUUCUUCGUUUCUUAGUUUAUCUUUUUUUUUCCCCUAGACUUUCAGUUCCUGUGAUCUUCAUGUUUUUUUCUCUGUUAUUUUAUUUCCUUGCCCCUCCAGUUAUUUUUAGUCAUUUUAGCGUCCUCUUGUUUAAUAGAAGUGUCUUUAAAUUAGCUUUGAAGAAAUGUACACAUUUUGAUUUAUUACUUAAAUGAAUGUACAGCUUUAUGGACAUGAAAGAUGUGAGGUGUGUGUAUUUUGUUAGUGUGGUUUCAUAAGUAAUUGACCAGCACUUUUAUAGUGUCUUUCUCAGUCCGAGGACACAGCGCUAUGCUGUAGUGGCGGCAGCAUUUUUUUUCAAGUGGUACUCGCUGCAGAACCACAAAGGCGGAGCUGCAUCAGAAGGUGGAGCUGCAUCAGAGUCAGCCCCGCCCAAUCAUGUAAACUUAAGGUGGAGCUGCUAUUUCACUCGUCCCAUGGCCUGUUUCACCUUCUGUUUUCAUGAUGAAACAUGAUCCCUCAAUUUACUCUUGACUUUUUUUUAUAUAAAUGAGGGAAAGGAUCAGUUGGAAAAGAAGCAUGAUUCAUUUGUUUCAUAUUUCAUGACUUUAUUUUUAAUCUAUUUCUGUUUAAGAUCAUUGUGAUUUUAUGACUUUGUUUUAUUUAGUUUUGAUCUAUGUGAAGCACUUUGUGAUUUUGUCUGUGAUGAGUGCUAUAAAAAGGUCCUUCAGGGUUAACUUCGAUCAUAAAAAGAAAGAUCCCGGACGAGCCCCCAUUAAUGUUACGACUGGUAUUGGUGAAGGACGUCGUAACAUAAAAAGGCGCGGGGUCAGGAUUUUAAAAGCAAACGAUUUUAUAACGAAUAAAUGGCCAAACUCGUGUAAGGUUACUAGGUCAGUUAAAUACAAGAUCUAAAGGUGACCUCCUAAAGAGGGGAAAAAACAAGGACUUGAGAGAACACGCAAGCUGGAGCUCAGCUCCACUAAUAUAAUAAACCAAUAAGUCAGAGUAGACUCACAAAUUCAGCUAUUCCCCUUUUUGGGCUAAAGUAGAAAGAAAACCGAUUAAGUCCAAACCAACUAAGGGCGAGCACAGGGCUGUUAAGGUAAUGGAAACAAAACAGUAAUAAUUACUAAAUCAAAGCGCUUUUGAGCAAACACACCAAAAGCAAUACUUAUGCUCCACUGAACACACACAGCUAACAGGUUAACUUAACCUCUACAAAUGCUCCACUGAGCAAGCACAGGAAGUUGGUUCAAACUAACCAAUUUCCUACCUCUAUUGAGCGCAAUCUCCAAAAGUUCCACAGAACUCAGAGCAAAACAAACUCAAUGAAAUUACACUAGGUUCAAAGCUAGGUGUAUCUGGAUUUCAUUCACUCUCAAGAUAUUCCCCACUCUUUCUGCUCCCUGGUUCUUCUGGCUGCACCUUUUUAAAAGCUCAGAAGCUGAUUAGGGAUUGAGCGCAGCUGGAAGGUGGGAUGGAGGAGCAGGAGCAUAGGAGGGGCUGCUCCUCUCUGCAGGGAAGUGGAGCAGGAACAGGAGCAUGUAGAAACUGGUGAUCAUAACAUCAUGAGAUUUGGAUCAUGACUGAAAGAAUUUCUCCAGGAAGAUUUUGGGAUCCCCAUGUCUGGCAUGUCUGUGAAUGUCUGGUUUUAAAGCACUUUGGAGUCCAUGGAAUAGACCAAGUGCUAUACCAAUGCAGUCUGAUCACCAUUUUCACCAUAUAAACUAGUUUUUAUAAAUUGUUGUUCGAAUUUGCAUUAUGCACUACUACUUAAAUGUAGGAUUUCACCUCUUCACAACCACAGAGGCAUAUGUAAACUAAUCAAAGCCUGUAGUGAGUAGGCAUGAUGCAGUAAUUCCCAGCUACAUAAUAAAAACAGCCUAUUUUCAUACACAAAGCCAAGCUCGGGCUUUUAGUGCUAAUCUGGUACCAAGUAGUGCAAUUACACUUCUGUGUAUAAUGUCGUUUCUUUCCUAGUCACCUACUUUUGAAAACGUUAGGGCAGAAAACACCCGCUACUUCGAUGCCCUUUCGGUAACUUUCAACAAAGAAAAUAGUCUGGAGGGCUCGUGACUAAUCGAGAUGGAGCUGAUAGAUCAGCAUAUUUCUGGAAGCUUCACUCUGUGCUAACCAGAACCUUUGACACCACUGAGGAGUCUCCACCAAGCAGAUGGAUUCUGGAGCUUGUUAAUUAGCAUUGCAUACUAAUGAGAGGAUCUGUCCAUGAUGUUGGCUGGAACCACAAAAGAGAGAAAAUUACGAGAGGGAGUGAUGAACAGAGAGAGGCAAGCCAGAGAGUGGUGAUUACUGGUAAUCUGGAAACGCUUCACUCAGGUGCUUUACUCAAACCCAGCUGAGCAUCAUGUGCACGUCAUGGAAAUAUAUAAAAUAAAUGAGCAAACAGAAAUAGUUUUACCACAGAACAUUAGUGGCAUGACAAAUAAAAAAAUAACAGCAUGGAAGUGCUGAGAAUGCAUCUAAAUGUCAAGUUACUGUACCGUAUCUGUAAUGGCUGAGAGGCAUGAGCACAUGGGCGUCGCAACCGUGGGGGAUGUGGGGGAUUCAACACUUUUUUUCUGUGAUUUAUUGAAAGGAUUCAACACUUUUCUUAUUGAGAUCGUUCAACACCCACACUUUUCCAGCCGUUUUGCUCACCUCCACACCAGUCUGGUUUCUCGCACUCACUCUGUUUGCCUCAUCUCCUUCUUCCCCUCCCUCUCCUGUUUCUCCUUAAACCCGACAUCGGCUGUCGGGUUUCAAGGAGAAACAGGAGAGGGACGGAAGAGCUCGACUGAUUUCAUGAUUUUACAUCUUGACUUUAGCUGUACAAACUUUGAGUUUGAUAAAGUGAAGAACAAAAAUGUGCAGAAGUUUAUAACAGGCACGGCACCAGGUUUUCAUCUUUGGGUGGGCCACAGUAAUUUUGGAUGGACCGUAAUAAGCAGUGACUUAAGUGAAGCAGGCAGGUCGCGCUAGAAAAUUUUGUUUAAAAAGACGUCAUAAAUUUUUUCCCCCGUCAUUUUUAUUUCUAAAAUAUGAAGUAAAAACUCUCAAUUUAAUUUUCAUUCAUUUUUCAAUUAUAGGCACCAGAAUGCAUUACCUGCAAUUCUAAUAUUUACCUCUCAACGUAGGACUCUCUCAUAAGGGUAUAUGCUCACCAGUAGUUUUUACGGUUGUUCAUGGGGCAAAAUCUCCGACAUUUUUGGAAAAAAAAAAUCCAUCUUCCAGUAAAAGCACAGCAUCUAGCCCACCUCUCCAAAUGAGUAAAAUGUGCAUCAUAGCUGCUAGGCGUGCUGUGCGCACCAUCAGCUACGUCAGCCCAGACAAGAGCAGAGCAAAUAGAGAAAGAAUAGAGGAUAAUUCUGUCUGAAUGUGGAUGGAGAUUACAUGUUACAGCAACCUGAUCAUCAUUUAAAUACGUAAACCAUCACCUGGCUUCUAGUCCACGCUAUCAGCAUUAUUGUAAUUGGUGUGUGUGUGUGUGUGUUUUCCACUUCAAACACUGGUCUAACCAACCAAACCAGCGUGUCCAGUAACAUAUUAAUAUUGCAAUUAAACAAUUUCACUUCAUGUAGGCUAGGAACAGUCCUCCUGCCGUGGCCCGACCGGUUCUGCUCCACAUAAACUGUGUGUGUGAUCAAAUGUCUCUAGAGGUACUUUCUGAGCUGAAGAGACUAUUCUGCCUCAGACUGGAUGCGUCAUGCGUCUCCACAUUAAAGACGGGAACAAGCGCUAUUCAGCCAAAGUUUCAUAAUCAGAGAACAUUUUUCCAAGUGACACAUCUCACAGAGAGACGGGGUUUCCAGACCGCUUCAGUGGGAGGAAAUCUUACCGCAUGCGCCGUGGUUCUGCACUGCGCUGCGAACCCCUCUACAGAUCUUCAGCUCACCGUCCACCGUGUGCGCUCCGAUCCGCACUGAGCACAGUGUCCAGUAUAAAGCUCUGAUGUUCUGAUGGGAAUCAUUUCUUGAUUGAUUUAGUUCCAUCCGCGAUGUGCGUAACAAUUAAAAUGUCAGCUCAUCUAUGAGCGCAUCAGUGUGCGUCGGGGUAAUUCUUUCAAAACAACAACAUCCUUGAGUUUAUCCGUCAAAAUAAACAGUCAAAUGGAAAUAUCUGUAACCUGCCAUUUAACUGUUUUGCCUUCUUGUGAAGAUUUUUGCAAAGAGAAACAAUUAAACUUGAUUAACCCCAGAGCCACGCGCACUGCGCUGUACUUCGUGACUGUAAAUGAGGGAAAUACGAUUUAAUCGGAUCCUUUUCUUUUCAACAUGGUUUAAUGUGAAGUUUCAUUCAGUACAAACUUGUUUCUGUUUUAUGCCAUUUUCAUAUGUUUUAUGCUGAUGAGUUGCUAAUUAGACAUAAUUAGUAUUGUUAACCAUCGUUGUUUUGGGAAAUGUUCUGAAGCCAAUUUUUGGAGUUAGUAAGUCAUUUUACGUUCUUAAAUGUUUGUUUAUUUUUUCUUCUCUAUGAGAAUGUAUUUGUUAUUAAACUGAAUAUUUGUGAUAAUUUGUACAGUUCCCAUGGCAUGGUUGAUGGCACGAAUGUGUUAAUGAAUGCCAUUUAACGAAGAACGCCUCGUGUCCGUGACUCAACUUGGAGGGAGUUACACUGACCAAACAGGAGUAAAAACAAAGAAUAAACCAAACAAUUAUGGAACUAACUCAAAAGCUUGUGUAAACUAAAAUCAGUGGGUACUGGAAGGAACACAUUGCUUAAACAUAAAACCAAAAAGCUAAUGGACCAGUGUGGCGCAAAAACUAAAUACACGAGAUGACGAGCGUGGCUAAAGGGGAAAUGGGACAUGAGACGCCAUAGGACUACUGUGGUCUGACAGCAGGAAAAGGGAAGACGGGCUGUGGUGACACACAGGCAACAAGAAACAGACACAGAGGGGACAAGACAAGACAUGACACAAUAAACAUGGCUGUCAAGACCUGAGGUGAGUGGCCGUCAUCUGAUGACCUUUGAGCUUGAAUGCAGAUGAGCAGUGCUGAGCAGGGGCAGCAGUUUCUAAUCAGCAAGGACGGCCUAUUUACGGAGCUGGCAGAUGACACCAAGACGCCGGAUGAUUACUCACUUUGGGUACUACCAAAGGGAGAGUCUAAAGCCAGUUUCACACUGGAAGCAUCAGUGGCGCGAAACGGCAGAAGAACGGUUUACUCGCUGUGCCCUUCGUGUCAGGUCACGGUUUGUUUAUGCAAUCCGCCAUUAAACCAAAAAGAAGAAAAUCACGUUUGAUAUCGCUGUUUGAUGUCAUAUUUGAUGUUGUUCCUCUUCACGGCCAGGAUUAAAGCCAAGAAAAACACACUGCUGCAGCUCUGGAGCAAUGCUGGGAGUGAAUAAGCCAUUAGGCCACAUGUAAGCUUCAUAUAUGUGAAAUUGCAUUGCUGCAGUACCUUUAUUUUGAAAAUUACCGGGGAUUAUACACUGAAACAUUGUGUGAUUUCCUGUCUAGCCCUUUGUUAACUGCGGAAAUUGGCGUGUGCCAGAAGCUGCAUGCAGCAAAAAUAGAACCCGAUUCUAUCUUUUGUGGCGCAGCGCGACGCAGCACAGUGCAGUGUGCUUCUUCUGGGAUGCACCUGGAAAUUGCCGUGUUGUUGCUCGUUUGAAACAGAUUUACCAAGCACCACCAAAACCACGCCUCCGUCUGAUCUGGCAGAUUCUGAUUGGAUCAGUAAAGCAAUGUGUCGUCUCUAAACGCUACAUGAGAUCAGUCCUAUUGGAAACAUUUAAAGUCAUAUUACUCAUUAUAUUCUAUAGGAUUAUCAUAAAGUAAUUAAUAUUUUGAUUUCACAGAUUGGUCACAUCUUAUUAUUGACUAACACUUUGUUUGAUUAGCUUUAUUAAAAUAGAGUUCUGUGAUUUAUUGAAAGGAGAGAGUCCUUUCUUCAUUCUUUGGUUCAUAUUGCUCAGCCCUACUAUUCAGUACAUUGGAAGCUGUGCUCUCUUUAUCCACAAUACCCAAAAGUGAUAUUUUUACUCUUUUCUUGAGGUUACCGGUAUAAACACAGGCUGCUCCAUGUUACAGGGACAGAAAAUGAUACCACUGACCUUUAGAUUUUUUUCACGCAUCAUCUCUUUAGCUCAGACACAGUUUUGUGUUUCACAUCCUGAGAGAGCAAUAAUGAAGGAUGAUGAUGAUGAGCCACUACUGAAAUGCCACUGGGCAAUCAGGUGUAGUCACACUUAUGAGUAUUAUAACUACACAAGUUGUUUUGAUCACAUCUCCAGUUGUGAAUUGCUGAGAAACUGCCUGUGGAGGAGAGUCACAAGGAGUUCAUGUCCCACCCUAGACAGAAUCAUAGGCCAUGUCACCCAAUCCUGGUCCUGGAGGGCCAGUAUCCUGCAUGUUUUGGUUUGAACUCUAUUUCAACACACCUGAUUUCAAUCAGCAGCUAAUUAACAGGCUUCUGCAGAGCUUGAUGAGCUACUGCACUGGAGUUUCAACCACUGCAUCAAGUCUGUUGGAGCAGAAAAACCAAAAAACCUGCUGGAUACCGGCCCUCCGGGACCAGGACUCAGUACCAUCUCCAACCAGCUUUUCUUGGCAAAUUAGUCAUUUUGUAACGGCUAUAGACAAAUGAUUCAGUCCAAGUGUCACACAGUGGGACAUGUUUGUAUUUGUACAUGAUUCGUUGUAUUUUCUUUUCCUUGCAUGGUUUUGUGAUUAGCAUUGGUUUUGCAUGUGUUGUUUGAGGCAUUCUUUUUUUCCCUCUGUGGAGCUCCCCAGAGACAUUGGGACAAUCGCUGAACUGAGCAGGGGGGUGACCACAAUUAGCCCUGCAGGUGUGAGACUCCCACAGGUGUAGCUGGUUAAUGUGAGUGCUCUGAAAGAGCUGAGGAGGGAGAGCCAGAGACAAUGGAUCCAUUGGUUUAUCUUGAAAAUGAAAUUAGAAAAGCACAAUCUAAUAAAGAAAGUUUAGUAGUUGUAUUUUUUUAUCUUGAAAAAGCAUAUGAUAUGGUUUGGAAAGAGGGAUUAUUAAUAAAACUAAACAGAUUAGGACUUAAUGGUAGAAUGUAUGAGUGGAUAAAGAAUUUAUUUAAUAGAUAUAUUCAAGUGAAGGUGGGGAAUACAAUGUCAAAUAGGUAUCUAGUCAAGAAUGGGACACCUCAAGGAAGUAUAAUUAGCCCAGCAAUUUUUUAUAUAAUAAUAAAUGAUACUUUGGAAAAUAUAGGUUAUGACUUUGGAAAAGCAUUUUUUGCAGAUGAUGGAGCCAUAUGGAAAAGGAGAAGAAACAUUCAACAUUUACAGAAGAAGUUGCAAGAAGCAAUAUGGAAGGUGGAAAUUUGGUCCAAACGGGAGUGACGAGCACUGCUUAUCAUGGCUGCAUGCACUGAUGUGUGGAGAGUCCCCAACCCUACCUCCCCACCUAGUGGACACUUACGUUGUGUGAUGUCUGAAGUCUGUUGCAUUUCUGUUUGAGGUGUUUUUUUGCAUAGCAAAGCUGCCCUCCCUAUGGAGGGUAACUCUGAAGUGCCUUUUUUUCCUCCACCUGACUCAAUCCUCAUGUAACCCUCUGAUCUCUAUUAAGGUAGCGCGACUCGGGUUGUGAAUGACCACAGUCACCAAUUCUUGUCAUGCAUCUAUGCCUAUGUAUGUACGUCUGAUCUCAGAAUUGUGUGCACUGAAACUCUAAUUUCCCUCUGGGAUUAAUAAAGUAUCUUUGAAUUGAAUUGAAUUGACAGACUAAAAGUAUGAUUUUUACAAAAAAGAUGAAUGUGGUGGUUAAUCUUAAAUGGUAUGGAGAAAAUUUAGAACAAGUAAAGAGUUUUAACUAUUUGGGAGUUAUUUUUGAUACUAGAUUAACUUGGAAGGAGAAUAUCAGUAACAUUGAAGAAAGAUGUAGAAAAGUAAUUAAUAUAAUGAGAUGUUUAAAAGGAACUGACUGGGGUUAUAGUGCACAGGCAUUGAAGCAGAUUUACAUAUCCAUGAUUAGGUCAGUGAUAGAUUAUGGUAGUAUUAUGUAUGGUUCAUCUUCUAAGACUUUAUUAAAAAGGAUAGAGAGUAUACAAAAUCAGGCUUUAAGAAUAUGUAGUGGAGCAAUAAAAUCAACACCAGUAGCAUCUUUACAAGUGGAAAUGGGAGAAAUGCCGAUAUGUUUGAGAUUUAAGCAGAUUUUGUUAAAUUAUUGGACUAGCCUACAGGGAUGUACAGAGGAACAACAUUUGGUGAAGAAAGAUGUGUUUUUAUGUUGGGAAAAUGGAAAUGAAAAGUAUGAGAGUGUGAUUGAGAAAGCAAAUAGAUUAGCUGAAAUAUUUAAAUUGAAUGAUAUAACUUUUGUAAAGAAAUGUUUAUAUUCAGUUACUCCAAAGUGGAUUUUUCCUCAUUUUAAUAUUGAUUUUCAUAUUAAGAUUAAAAUGGAGCAGAACAAAGGUAAAGGAAAUUGGGACAAUAUUGUUGAUAGAUUGGAUAGUAUUCAUAAAACAUUUAUUCCAAUAUUUACAGAUGGCUCAAAAGACUCAGGAAAUGAGGGCACAGGUUUCUCUUUUUGUAUUCCAGUUUUGGAAAAGUGUAUAAAAUUCAGAACGUCUAAUAGUUUAUCAGUUUUCACGGUGUUAGCAAUCUCAUUUAGCUUACGCUGGAUUGAACAGAAUAUAAUUAAAAAGUGUAUUAUAUGUACAGAUUCUCUUUCAGCCCUAAUGUCAAUUAAGCCAUUGUAAACUGAUAGCAGACCAGAUAUUCCUUUAGAAGUAUUUAAUGUUUAUUUAGACUGAAUAGAUUAGAAACAGAAAUUAGAUUUAUGUGGGUUCCAGCACACAGAGGGGUUGAGGGAAAUGAAAUGGCAAAUUUUUAUGCAAAACAAGCAACAAAAUUUAACACAUGGGAAGAAAUUCCAUAUUGUCAAAGAAGUGAAGGUGAUGAUCAGGAAACAGAUGAUGAAUGAAUGGCAGGGAAUGUGGGUGAGGGAAGAAAAGGGAAGGCAUUUAUUUAAUAUUCAGGUAAAUGUGGGUGUGAUGAAAAUUAUGGAACUUAAUAAUAGGGAAAAAAUAACGUCAAGGUUAAGGAUGGGACACACAGGUAUGAAUAGCACUUGAGUAGCAUUUGAUAGGGAAACAUCCUACAGGUUUAUAUGAAUGUGGAAAAGAUAGGGAAACUGUAGAGCAUGUUUUAUGUUAUUGUAGUAAAUAUGUGGUGUAUAGAAAAAUGUUAUAAGAAAAAUUAAAAGUUAGAGCAUAUGGAGAAUUGAGUUUAAGGACUUUGUUAAAUGGAGAUCACAGAAUUUAUAACUUAGUGUUGGCAUUCCUUAGGAAAAGUAGUUUAGUUAAAAGAAUAUAGUUUUUUUUAGUGUUCCUCACUCUGACUUACACUCCUACACAGUAGGUGGCAGAAAUGCACCUUAAGUUGGAUGCCACCUGCCACUUAAACUAAAGAAGAAGAGUGAAGAGCAGCUGGGAUGGCAGACAUAAAAAGCAGAGACGCACCCUGUCUCAAGGACAAAAUUGCCCGAACCCCCCGGAACAAAGGGGUUUUAAUUGUUUUAACUUGCGUCACUGACUGCUCUGUGAGUUGCUGGUCCCUCCUCAGAUUCAUUGGCGAAUCUUUGUGUUCUCGUUGAAACAAGCAAAGCACCUCAUCAUAGGAGCUGUAGCUCACUUAACCCCUUUGUACAAGACACACCAUGCCAUCAAAUUGGUGUAGUAUUACCGCAAUGGUGUGUCUUAUAAAUACGCCAUGCCGGCAUGGUGUUGCACAAAUUUUGCGACAUUCGUUCCACGUUGCUUGGUAGUAAUAUUGUGGUAAUGGUCUGUCUAAUAAAAGCCAUUGUGUUGUAGCGUUGUUGGGGUUAUUAGGAGCGAACAAUUCGUAAGCUUUAACUUACUUUUGGAUUCUUCAAUAAAUUCUGUAAAUAUGGGAAUAUUUACUGAUUUAUUAAUUAAUUAAGAUAUUCUUAGAUAUACGGGGCACCAUUCCCCUUUAACCGGGGAAAAAUUGAAUCCAAAACUCUUAUCAGUCUUUCUUGAAGUUCGUAGAAUCCUUGGAGCAGAGACUUCUCUUCGACACAACAAAGCUACUGGAGACGAAAAUCUGAAUUUUAUAACGUUUAAUUAACAAUUUGUCAAAUGAAUAAACAGUGGCAUAGAUGAAUAAUAACCAUGUGAUAUAAUAAAAGGAUGUAUAUUCAAAAUAA
Nothobranchius furzeri (turquoise killifish) is the source of this 12596-nucleotide messenger RNA. NCBI's taxonomy places the organism in Eukaryota, Metazoa, Chordata, Actinopteri, Cyprinodontiformes, Nothobranchiidae. The record is from RefSeq and is a predicted model, not a curated record.